Molecule: messenger RNA, 2251 nt
Organism: Alnus glutinosa
Lineage: Eukaryota; Viridiplantae; Streptophyta; Magnoliopsida; Fagales; Betulaceae
Exons: 2
Coding region: 71-1654 (527 amino acids)
Source: RefSeq, a predicted model, not a curated record
UAUCCUUGAGUAGCAUUCGGGUGUGUUACAAGUGGUAUCAAAGCAAAACGAUUCUUCAUUCAUUGCUUCCAUGGCAGAAGGGACGCGUAUCCAUCAGCUUACUGAGAAUGUCAGUAGGUUGGACAAGAAGUAUGACGACUUAGCUCAGGCACAAGCACAAUUUGCUGCACAGAUGGUUGCUUCACAGGCCCAGUUGCAGAGUCAAAUUCAGUUGCUUGUAGAUCAAAUGAAGUUACAGAAUGAGAAGCCUGUUUCUCCUGUGCAACCGGUUCAGCAGAAUCCAGAUGCAUUGCAGUGGCAGGAUCGAAACACCUACAAAACAGAAAGAAUUCAUAUGGGUGAAACCAGAAUUGGUGCGGGUCAUCAGGGGGGAGAGUUCCUUCCAAGAAGACCAGUUCACAUGGAUUACCAAUCCAGGCUGCAAAAUCAAGACGAAAACAGACAUGCUGAGCAUUAUGAUCAAAACCAGUGGAGACCCAAUCAAGGAAACAGAAAUGCAGAACAGUAUGGUUGGGGGUAUCAACCAUCAACCAGAGGGAAAAACAGGAGUGCCGAGCAUUCUAUGGGGUACCAAAGGAUUGCCGACCACCAAGGGAACAAAGAUGCAUGGAGAACUUAUCAGGUAGAAGGAGGUCCAAGAAUGCAGAGUUUCAAUAACAUGGGCACAAGACAGUUCCAGCAUCCAGACAAUCCGGAUAUUUGGAGAUUCCAUCAAGAUGAAAAUCCAUGGAGGCAAAGUCAGGAGUACAACUAUGCACAGCAUCAAGAGAAUCAUGGGUCCGGGUUUAAUCAUGGCCCGGAUCACAGUCCUUUUAUAGCUCAGUUUCCAGCAUUCGAGUCCAUAGAGCCAAUUUCAAAGGCAAAUAUGGCUACCGAAACUCAAGAAAAAAAUCAAGACCAAGAACCAGUGCACCAAGAAGGGGAAGCAAUUGAAGAGUUAGAGGUAGCUUCUUUAGAAAUUAAGAGCCAAGAAACUAUUGGUGUUCUAGAAAAAAAUCAAGAACACAAGAUAUCAGUACCAUUGAUCGUCAUAAAGAUAAUUAGUGUGCUAAUUCCAAAUUCAAUUUGUAGCAUCAAAUUUUUGGAAGAAGUUUGUGUCCUCACUACCAAAUCUUUGACAAAUUUGCAAGAUGAAGAGGUGCCUUAUCAAGAUGAAAAAAAUAUGUUUGAUGAAAGGCUGAAGAGGAAGUGGAAACCAAGAGGGGAUAUGUUUUGGAAAUACGAUUGGUGGGUCUUCAAAACAAGGUGGAAGCCAAAGGAAGUGUUGGGUUGGAUCAUUGUCAGCGACUCUAAUUCUGUGGAGAAGCAAAGUGUCGAAGUUGGCCGUAAUGUUAAGGCAGACGAUGGACGGUUUUAUGCUGCAAUAGGCAUUUCAACUACCGUUGCGUUCGGGUCAUGGGGUGUGUUCAGGAGAAAUUUUGCAAUUUUGAAAUUGCUUAAGCAGGUUGUUUUCAAGCACAGAUGGCGUUGGAAGGAUUAUAGCGUGAAUUGUCCAGGAGUUCAAGGAGCUUGUGUGAUGGGAAGCCUGAAUGUUAUUGUAUUGGAAAGGCUCAUAUAUGGAAGCCUUGGAGAAGAGAACUGGCAUGGGAAUCUUCAAGAAGAUGGAUUGGUGCGUGACAGGUGUGCGUGGCAGAUGCAUUGUACAGCUUGCUGACAGAGUGUGCACGUGGAAUAUCAUCAAGUGAACACAUGAAUGGCUUUUUGCAUUGGAAAUGGAAGAGGAGAGUUUCAAAACCAUAUUGUGCAUUUAUUCACCUGAUUGUGGUAAAGUCAGAUUUUGUUAAAAAAUUCAAAUUGUAUCUUGGUAGCUGGACAGAUUGAUGGCAGCAUGUGCACCUUUUGAGGAAAAUUGAUAGGCGUUUUCAGAGGUCUUGAGGGAUACUUGUCACAACUUUGAUCCAUCUUUGUUCUUGCAAAUGGCCUUUCUUUCUCAAAACAGCACCUUGGGGGCAAGGUGCUUUUGAAGAGGUGGGUAUUGUCGCAUACCUACAUGCAAGUGGAUUACGUGGCAAUUAUAUAGUAGUGGGCUCUAGAACUAUAUGUUAGUUGGGCUAUUGGAUUAGUUAGUACAUAUGGGCUGCCGGUAGUUGAAUUGGUUAUUGCAAUUGGGCUGAGCAAUUAGAUUGAUUGUUAAAAUUCAGUUAGCUAGUUGGACCGAGAAUAAUGGUAUAAAAGGCUGCCUCCUGUAGUAAAUUACUCAUGCAAAUUGUUAUGAUCUUAUAUUAGCUUUAGUGAUUAGUUCUUGAAUAGC